AUGCAACAACAACAAUCCUAUAAUAAUAGUAUUGCAAUAAUAUUCAUUGUAAUCAUUGCAUUCAUUUCUUGCAUGAGUGAAUGUUCUAAAAUAUCAUCUACUACUGCUACUUCUAUUUAUCACUCAUCUACUCCACGUACUAAAAUCUAUGAAAAUACACUUCCAUUUCAAUUAUUAAAAAUUCAAGAAUUAAAUCAACAAUACAAAUUUAGAACUCUAUCUAAAUAUAGUAAUUCCAAAACUACUAAUGCUAAUACAAAUACAAUAAUACCAACCAAUCCAAUAUGGCCAUUACAAUUUAAUGCAACCCUAUUAAAAAUAACACCAUUUAAUACAGAUAUUCAAUGGACAAAAUUAUAUUAUGAUUAUAAAAAUCAAUUAGGUAAAUUUGAUUUUUUUGAUUCCUAUUAUAGUAUGAAUAAUGAAUGGGGUGCAACAAACUUUACAAUUUUAUGGUGGAAUUCAACUGUUUGGUAUAUUUAUCCUAAAACACAAGAAUGUUGGAUUAGAUCUAGAACUUUACCUUUAAUUUCACCUAAUUGGUUACAAAUUACUAAUUAUAUUGGUAGAAGUUUAUUUAGAGGAUUAUAUAGUGAUAUUUGGCAAUUUCCAAAUAUAGAUGAUUUAGAUGGUAUGAAAUAUUAUCAUAGAGUUGCUGAUAAAAUGGAAGAUAGAAUUCCAUUACGUUCUACAAAUCAAGAAAAUGAUCCAGGUGCAACUGAUUAUGUUGAUUUUAUUAUUGGUCAAUCAGAUUUAAAUUUAUAUGAAAUUCCAAAAUAUUGUCCAAAAUAA
Messenger RNA from Naegleria gruberi, 792 nucleotides. RefSeq lists its product as uncharacterized. Bases 1 to 792 code for a protein of 263 amino acids. The transcript has a single exon. The record is from RefSeq and is a predicted model, not a curated record. Lineage: Eukaryota; Heterolobosea; Eutetramitea; Acrasida; Naegleriidae.